AUAAAAAAUCCUAUGGAUUUAUUUACAAUAAUUUCAAAAUUAAAAAAUAAUCAAUAUGCAAGUAUUGAAGAAUUUGAGAAUGAUAUUCGUCUUAUAUUUCGUAAUUGUUAUAUAUAUAAUGAUAUAGGAAGUGAAAUGCAUAUUUUAGGAGAAGAAUUAGAAUCAACUUUUAAUAAGAUCUGGACUGAAAAAAUUGGUAUUCAAGUUAAA
Rhizophagus irregularis DAOM 181602=DAOM 197198 is the source of this 210-nucleotide messenger RNA. Lineage: Eukaryota; Fungi; Glomeromycota; Glomeromycetes; Glomerales; Glomeraceae. The record is from RefSeq and is a predicted model, not a curated record.